Molecule: messenger RNA, 1545 nt
Organism: Phialemonium atrogriseum
Lineage: Eukaryota; Fungi; Ascomycota; Sordariomycetes; Cephalothecales; Cephalothecaceae
Product: Metallo-dependent phosphatase-like protein
Exons: 1
Coding region: 1-1545 (514 amino acids)
Biological process (GO): polyphosphate catabolic process
Cellular component (GO): cytoplasm
Molecular function (GO): endopolyphosphatase activity; phosphatase activity
Source: RefSeq, a predicted model, not a curated record
AUGUCGCGGCUUCGCCGCCGCACUUUCCUGCUAUUCAGUGGCGUCAUAAUAUUCAUGACCUUCGUCGUGGUUUCGAAGCGUGUCGGCCUCUCAACCAUGGGUCAGUUAGCAACAGAACCCUUUUCUUCGACCCCUCCGAACCCAGACACCCAAGUCACCCCAGAAGCCCCAGAAGCCCCAGAAGCCCCAGAAGCCCCAGAAGCCCCAGCAGUCAAAGAAGCCCCAGAAGUCAAAGAAGCCCCAGAAGUCAAAGAAGCCCCAGAAGUCAAAGAAACCCCACAAGUCAAAGACAAGGCGAAAGACCAGCUGAAAAAUAAACCGUCCGUUGAAGAUGAGCUGCAAAAACCGUUCGGGCCAAUGGUCUACGGUACAGCGUCGCGCCCGGCAUUCAAGGACAUGAAGCAGAUCAUUGGCUACAUGCCGCCGGAAUUCUUGCUCGCCACCCCGGACGCAUCAGACGACGACCCGCAGUCCCCCAAGGGGAGGAGAUUGAUCUUCGUGGGCGACGUCCACGGACAGCUCUCGGCCCUCGAGGCCCUGCUGGCGAAACUCGACUUCGACAGGACAAAGGGCGACCACCUGAUCCUGACCGGCGACAUGGUCAACAAGGGGCCCGACAGCCCCGGCGUGGUCCAGCUCGCCAUGGACCUCGGCGCGAGCGCCGUCCGCGGCAACAACGAGGACCGCGUGGUGCUCGCCAACGCCGCCAUGAAGUCCCCCCCCGCAACCCUCGCAGCGGCGGCCAUCGACGUGCGCCAGGCGAACUCGACCGACGACGACGACAACACAGCGGCCAGCGCCCGGAUGGUUCGCCGUGACUCCGGGCCGGCAACGCUGGACAACCUCGAGCAAGACCCCUUCUCGCACGGCGACCAGAGCGACCGGGCCACGGCGGAAUCGCUCUCUCCGGAGCAACACACCUGGCUAGCCUCGCUCCCCGUGAUCCUCCAGGUGGGCAAGCUCGUCGGCGCCAAGUCGGCGCCCUGGGACUCGGGCGCCGUGGUGGUGGCGCACGCGGGCCUGAUGCCGGGCCUCCCGCUGCAGGCGCAGGACCCGUGGGCGGCCAUGAACAUGCGCAGCCUCGUGUACCCGGCGGUGCAGCUGCGGCGCAAGAAGGUGCGCGAGGCGCUCGAGAAGAAGGCCAAGAAGAAGUCGGACGUGACAAACGCCCACGUCGACGCCGCGCUCGAGCGCAUGCGCGAGCGCCGCCUCCGCGACGGUGUCCUCGAGGACCCGGACCGCGCCGUCAGCGUGCCCGCCGAGGGCCGCGACGGCGACCCCUGGUCCGACGCCUGGAACGCCCACCAGUCCGCAGCGGAGGACCCCCGCGACAGGACCGUCGUCGUGUACGGCCACGACGCCAGGGCCGGGCUCAAGGUCGACCCCGUCGACGGCGACCGCGCGAGGUACGCCUUCGGCCUCGACUCGGGGUGCGUGUACGGCCGGCAGCUGUCGGCGCUCGUCGUCGAGGUGGUGGAGGGGAACGUCGGGCACUCGGUCGUCCAGGUCGACUGCGAGAAAUCGGAGGCGAAGGACUCCGACUGA